This is a messenger RNA of Pseudo-nitzschia multistriata, 1864 nucleotides long. The record is from the annotation of a GenBank genome assembly. NCBI's taxonomy places the organism in Eukaryota, Bacillariophyta, Bacillariophyceae, Bacillariales, Bacillariaceae.
UUUAUCAGUUUCGAUAUAUUUUUUAUCAGUGUCGAUCUAUUUUUUAUCAGUGUCGAUCUAUUUUUUAUCCACGGUCUCUGUUGCGAUAACGUAAUUGCGAAAUAAAUUGCUGGUGAGGUGAUAACAGACCAACUCGAAGAAACCGAACCCCUCUAACCAAGUCCGAGCAUAGCAAUACCGCAUGCAGCCACGUUUGUGUCAGGUUGGCAGGCAGCGGUAGAUUGGUUCAUACUUUCCACGCAGAGACGGACAAAAAGGAGAUGCGAGGCAGCGGAAAACAAAACAAAACAUAGCAAAACAAAACAAAACAAAACAAAACCGAUAUCCAUCCCAGUAAGUACCUUCCAAAAUGUGCAACCUCGCAGUCGUAGGCGCAGACGCAGACGCAACGGGACCGGCUCGUUCAAACGCCGGCAACGAUUGCCGCAGCAUCCAGGCCACGGUGCAGCUGGACAUCGACGACCAGACGAGGCACAGCACCUAUCUCCUCCCUGCCCCCUACGAAGGGUUCAACCACCGCGUGGGUGCCAAGACAAUGAAGAAGAUCACCGUGAGGAACGCAAGGAACCAAAGCGAGUUUGAUCUCACCCUCGACGAGGCCGCCUUUGAGCUGGUGGAGUGCCCCACGGAACUGUCUACGGAAGACUUUUACGCCAUUCAGGAGGGGAACGAAAAACUCAAGGAGGACUACUACAAGGAAGUCUCCGACUUUGUAAAGCAGAAGCUUGGCUGCGACAAAGUGGUUUGCAUCCACUCUCAGGUCCGGAACGAGAGCAAGUCCGACGGGAAGGUCGUUGGCUCGGGGGUGAGCCGGUACGCAACGGUGCCACACACGGACAACAGCCCGGUCAGCUCGGAUGUUUCCGCCCUGAGAAUCCUGGAGGAGCACAAGGACACGACGAAAUACAGAAGGUAUGCCUACAUCAACCUCUGGAGGAACAUAUCGGAGGAGCCGAUACAGAACUUUCCGCUGGCGGUGAUGGACGAAAGGUCCGCCGUCAAGCCGGACGACUACAUCCCAAAAGAUUUCAUCUACGACCACUCCUCUAUCGUACAGUGGUCCCUAUCCGCGCGGCACUACGACGUGCACCGGUGGUAUUACUUCCACCGGAUGACCAAGUCGGAGGGGAUCCUCUUCAAGCAGACCGAUUCCGAUUUCACGAAAACGGGCCGCUCCUGCUUCCACAUGGCCGUCCCCGUUCCCGGUGCACCGGUGGACGCUCCCCCCCGGGAGAGCAUCGAACUGCGGAUGUAUUGCUACUGGAAGAAGCACGCGGACACCGCCGACGAACUCGACACGAUGCCCACCAACCGGUCGAUCCACCGGCACUGCAUCCGGGACCCGCGGGAAUCCUUGCUCGACCAGCCGCUGGGGAAGGCGAGCAGCGGCCAGCUGUUGAAAGCCCUGCUCGGGAGGAUCCCCCUGCUGGGAGAAAGGAUCCUGGCCCCCGCGUUUGCCGCCCUGUGCGCGUUCGUGGGGAUGCUGGUGCGCCGGCACCCACCCAAAACCAUGCCGAACCUCCCCUACUCGGGCAACCCGGAGGACUACUUCGACCGCUUCCUCCGGGAGAUGCAGGCCCUCCCGUCCCAGCCACAGUUCGUCAUCGACGACGUCCGGACGCGGAUAGAUGGCUGCGGGGAGAUCGAGGGGAUCCAGCUCGUCACGCAAAACCUUGUGGACGACAGGAACCAGAAGAACGGGACGGCCGCGCUGCGAGCCAUCGAAAAGCAAGAAGUGGUUGCUUACCUGCUCCACAACGAGCAGUACAUGGCGGUCUCCAGGAAGCACCUGGAUUUGGUGUUACUAUAGUUUUGUUUCAACGUUUUUGAUUUUUGAUAGCGACAAUUAAUGCAUUUUAGAAUA